Molecule: messenger RNA, 802 nt
Organism: Euleptes europaea (tarantolino)
Lineage: Eukaryota; Metazoa; Chordata; Lepidosauria; Squamata; Sphaerodactylidae
Gene: RNF166
Product: ring finger protein 166
Exons: 6
Coding region: 1-771 (256 amino acids)
Biological process (GO): protein polyubiquitination; ubiquitin-dependent protein catabolic process
Molecular function (GO): ubiquitin protein ligase activity
Source: RefSeq, a predicted model, not a curated record
AUGGCCGCCGCGAUGUUCCGCAGCCUGUUGGUGUCGGCGGGCGGCGGCGGCGGAGGAGGAGGAGGGGGGGGGUCCCGCGAGGCCUCCCCCGCCGCCCCCAGCGCCGCCCACCCGGCCCCCGAAGGCGGCGCCGCCCUCGAGGCCCAGUUCAGCUGCCCCAUCUGCCUGGAGGUCUACCAGCGCCCCGUCCGCAUCGCCCCCUGCAGGCACACAUUCUGCGGAGAGUGCCUGCAGCCCUGCCUCCAGGUGCCGUCUCCCCUCUGCCCGCUCUGCCGCAUGCCCUUUGACCCCAAGAAAGUGGAGAAGGCCUCCAGUGUGGACAAGCAGCUGUCGUCCUUCAAGGCCCCCUGCCGGGGCUGCACCAAGAAGGUGACGCUAGCAAAAAUGAGGUCGCACGUCACGUCCUGUGCUAAGGUUCAGGAACAGAUGGCCAACUGUCCAAAGUUUGUUCCCGUUGUCCCAACAUCCCAGCCCAUUCCCAGCAAUAUCCCAAACCGAUCCACUUUUGUGUGCCCUUAUUGCGGAGCACGGAAUCUGGACCAGCAGGAGCUGGUGAAGCACUGUAUGGAAAACCACCGCAAUGACCCCAACAAAGUGGUCUGUCCUGUCUGCUCAGCCAUGCCAUGGGGUGACCCGAGCUACAAGAGCGCCAACUUCCUUCAGCAUCUUCUCCACCGGCACAAGUUCUCCUAUGACACGUUUGUGGAUUACAGCAUUGACGAAGAAGCGGCUCUGCAGGCGGCCCUGGCCCUCUCCCUCUCCGAGAACUGAAAGCAGCUGCCCAGAGGCAGCUGGGAACAGC